UUGACUUUGGAAAGUGACUCGCAAACGAAUUUCUGGCUUAUCUUUCAACAUUUAAUAGUUCAAAUAUUUCAUUUUUCGGCCAUCGUCUGAUUUGAAGUUAUCUGGUAUGGAAAAACAGACAACACCACCCUAGGGUUAGUGUUAUGGAGGGAGCAUCACACCAUCACUCUAAACUCUUUGUUGACAAGGCUCAGCAGAUCAGAGAGAGCAUUGGGAGAGAUAGUGCUGAGGUGGACACCCCUAUGAACGUUGUUACCCAGAGCAUCCAGUCUGACAUUGAGGUAACUCUGUCAAAGACCAGGAGCUGUUUGGGUGGAGAGACCACUAAGAUGAAGACUGAUGUGGUGGGUCCUAAGGAGGAGGUCACCCCGAAAAAGCUGGAGCCUGCCUCUAACAUUGACCUCAAGGAGAUUGAGAUGUAUUUCAGCGCUCUUGAACAGGACCAGAGGAGACUACAGCAGCUCCUGCAGGAGGAAAGAGAGGAGCAGGAGAUGGAGCUCACGGCUCUGAAGAGGGAGAAAUGCAGGAGAGAGCCGGGUGGAGAGAGAGGGGAUGGAGAGAGAGGAUGCCCUGCUGUCUGCUCUAAGAUCUAUGGCUGUCAGCAGACAGAAGUUGAUGAAGGAACUCAGGGGCCAGUCAGCCACUCUGGUGAGUAUCACACACCUGGGUGUAGCAACUGCAGUGAGCAAAGAGGGGAAUAUCAAGAAAAGCACGCUAAGACCAGCAGUGCCUCUAAAGACAUGAAGGCAGAUAGGCUGGACCUGAAGGAGCUCAUGGAACUGGAGCAGCGGGUCAGGAAGGCCGAGGUGAAGAAACAGCUGAAAGCGCUGGCCAAGGCUGAGAAGAAGGCAAGGAAGGCAGAGAGAAGCAGUGGGAAGAGAGUGGCCAAGAACACUGAAAGGAAAGAUGACAAAGUGAAGGACAUCAAUCCGAAUCGAUCUUGGCAUCGCUACAUUUGCACCAUGGGUUGUGCUACUUCACACCGUGAAGACUGACCAAGCAGAGGAUGAUCACAUUGUACUUUUUACUUUAUAAAUAUUAUUUUAUGUCUUAAAAAUAUGAAAUAUUUCACUUUUC
This is a messenger RNA of Alosa sapidissima (American shad), 1077 nucleotides long. RefSeq lists its product as uncharacterized. Bases 144 to 995 code for a protein of 283 amino acids. Lineage: Eukaryota; Metazoa; Chordata; Actinopteri; Clupeiformes; Clupeidae. The transcript is spliced from 4 exons. The record is from RefSeq and is a predicted model, not a curated record.